AUGGUUCGACGCCGUAUGUUGCGGGCUGGGCAUGUGACACGCAUACAACUGACCAUUCCGAUGACCACCACGACGGAUUCCGUUGACCCGCAGACCUCAGAGAGCAAUGGGGACGUGGACGUCACUCGUGUGCUCAGUGGAAGAAGCUUAGUAUGGCCAAAUGCAAGGUGUGGAAGAUACUUGUCUCAAGAAAGUAACAUUGAAAAGCACAAACCAAAGACAGGGAUACUUUUACUCAACAUGGGAGGACCUCAAACUGUUAAUGAUGUUCCAGAUUAUUUGCUUAGAAUUAUGACUGACAGAAAUUUAAUUCAGUUGCCAAUGCAAAGAUUUUUGGGACCAUACAUUGCCAAAAAACGUACUGCUGAAGUACAAAAGAAAUAUGAGGAAAUUGGUGGUGGCUCUCCUAUCUUGAAAUGGACUCAAAAACAGGGAAAUGGCUUGGUUGAAAGGCUGGACACUGCUUCACCCUCAACUGCUCCUCAUAAAUAUUAUGUUGCAUUUCGAUAUGCAAAUCCACUUACAGAUGAAACAAUGCAUCAAAUAGAAAAGCAAGUUGGAUGCUAGGACCAACUCGAUCAUUUGGUAGUAUUCUCGCAGUACCCUCAGUUCAGCUGUGCUACUAGUGGAUCAAGUUUUGAUGCAAUUUACCAUUACUUCAGGAAAAGACAGGUGCCUGCAAACAUGAAGUGGACUGUUAUUGACCGGUGGCCAACACAUUCUCUAUUAUGUCAGUGCAUUGCAGACAGAAUUAAAACAGAAUUAAAUUUUUUUCCUGUGGAAGAACAAAAAGAUGUAGUAUUGCUGUUUUCUGCCCAUUCACUGCCUUUGAAGGCCGUGAAGCGAGGAGAUUCAUAUCCCUAUGAAGUGGGAGCAACUGUACAAGCAGUGAUGGAAACAAUGAAAUAUUCCAAUCCUUAUGCCAUUACCUGGCAAUCAAAGGUAGGGCCAGUACCCUGGUUGGAACCUGCAACAGAGGAUGCAAUUAAAGGAUUCCACAAACGAGGAUUGAAGAAUUUCAUUUUGGUACCAAUUGCAUUUACCAAUGAACACAUUGAAACUCUCCAUGAACUGGACAUUGAAUAUGGCAAAGAUUUGGUGAAGGAGCUGGGUGGUAAGAUUACAAUUCGUCGUGCUGCAGCCCCAAAUGACCACAAACUCUUCCUGGACUGUUUAGCAGACAUUGUGGAAACUGCUGUGAAAGCUGAUGAACGAGUGACCAAUAAAUUUCUGAGUCGAUGUCCAAAGUGUACAAACCGUUCUUGCCAACCAUAUAAAAGUUUUUUUGCAAAAGUAUGUCAAAAAUGAUUGUACUAUCUUGUAAAGAAAUGAAUGGAUUACUUUUAUGCAUUCAUGAAAUAAUAAACAGUUUUAAAAAUGUAACAUUUAAUUCCACUAAACUUGAACAUAAUUGUAUAAUUAAAUAAUGCAAAGUAUACUCCUGAAAAAACGUGUAAUUAAAGCUAUUUAUUUUGAAAUAAUGCUCAAUCUGCCAAAAAAAUAUCAUAAAAAAUUAUCAGUAAAAACUAACUGGGGAAAAGGAAAAAAAAGUCAUAAGACGUCUUGUGCAGAAGUAAAUCUAUGAUAUUUUGUAGGUUUUAGUAUGUACUACUUCGGGAACAGGGAGAGUGAGACAAGAAUGUCAGAUAUCUUAAAAAAAAAA
Molecule: messenger RNA, 1663 nt
Organism: Gryllus bimaculatus (two-spotted cricket)
Lineage: Eukaryota; Metazoa; Arthropoda; Insecta; Orthoptera; Gryllidae
Source: the annotation of a GenBank genome assembly